Messenger RNA from Aaosphaeria arxii CBS 175.79, 1698 nucleotides. RefSeq lists its product as uncharacterized. The transcript is spliced from 5 exons. The coding region runs from base 1 to 1698 and encodes 565 amino acids. Gene Ontology annotation, biological process: regulation of gene expression. Lineage: Eukaryota; Fungi; Ascomycota; Dothideomycetes; Pleosporales. The record is from RefSeq and is a predicted model, not a curated record. Gene Ontology annotation, cellular component: cytoplasm; nucleus. Gene Ontology annotation, molecular function: mRNA binding.
AUGGCUGCCCCCGCUCCCGAUAUCUCUGCCAUUUUGGCAGCACUAGCUUCACAUCAAUCUACAACACCGUCACAAACACCACAACAACCGCCACCCGGUCAGCAACCCCCUCUGGCAUUGCCUCCAGGUUUCCCGGGCGCGUUGCACAACCCUACUCCACCAGCCAUUCCUGGAUUCAACCUCCCGCAGCCCACGAACUCCGGAAGCCUUGAUUUGAGCGCGAUAAGGCCCACUAACAGCGGGUCGGUCAGUAUACAGGAUGCGCUAGCAAAGGCGCGUGGAUUCGCUGCUGAAAAAGGCCUUUCGUACAGUGCUGCGCGACCAGGCUCAGCUGAAGAUCCUCGGCUAGGCGGACAUUCGUAUCAACGCUCGCGCUCGCGCUCACGAUCUCCUGGACGAGGACAUCGUGACAGUUACAAUCCAUAUCGUGAUGAGCGUCGUGAAGACCCGCGCCGUGGUGGAACUGGAUAUGGUAGAGAUCGUUCCCGCUCACCACGCGGACGCAAUACAUUCUCUCCCACCCACCAGUACGGUGGGCGUGACCGUACCCCUCCCGCUAAUGACAACUCAGAGGUUAUACUGAUUGAUUCUUCGUUGGUUGGUCUCGUGAUUGGGCGUCAAGGAGAGAGCCUUCGUCGCAUUGAGCAGCAAUCAGGAACUAGGAUUCAAUUCAUCAAUGGUCCAGACAGCGGUCCUCAACGUCAGUGUCGCAUUACUGGUAGCCCUAGUGCUCGGAUUGCUGCAAAGCGGGAGAUCAAUCGUAUCAUCGAGGAAAAUGGAGGAAAUCCAGCCCGGGAAACAGGGCGUAAUGCGAGGGGUCCAGCCAAAGUCGGCCAGCAGCAACAGCCUGCUCUGCGUGAUGGUGAACAGUCUUCCCAGAUCAUGGUGCCUGACCGAACCGUCGGACUUAUCAUUGGCCGUGGAGGUGAAACCAUUCGUGAUCUUCAAGAACGAAGUGGCUGCCAUGUUAACAUCGUUGGCGAAAAUAAGAGCGUCAAUGGCCUUCGCCCUGUGAACCUGAUUGGAAGUCCCACCGCUGCUGCGCGAGCCAAAGAGCUCAUCAUGGAGAUUGUUGACAGCGACACAAAGACCAUGGGAGACGCCGCCCCUGCCCAACAGAACACCAACAGGCGUGACAACUUCGACCAAUAUGGUGGUGGCGCUGGCGCUGGUGCAGGUGCAGGAAAAAUCAACGAUACCAUCAUGGUUCCGUCAGACGCCGUGGGAAUGAUUAUCGGUAAAGGCGGUGAAACUAUCAAAGAUAUGCAGUCUACGACCGGGUGCAAAAUCAAUGUCUCUCAGGCAUCUGGUGCUGAUAUCGAGCGCGAAAUCGGCUUAGUCGGAACAGCACAAGCGAUUGCCGACGCAAAACGAGCGAUCUGGGAUAAGGUUGAUUCUGUGAAGGAAAAGAACCGUGAGCGAGCCGGUGGAUACAGCGGCAAUAACCAGCGUGGUGGACGUGAUAACGGGAGUUAUAAUGACAGCUAUACUCACCAACAGUCAAGCUACGGGCAGGCAGGAGCCGGGCAGGCAGCAGCGCCGGCGAACCCGCCGGCUACAGGAGAUGCUGCUGCUGCCGAUCCUUAUGCCAUCUAUGGAGGGUACCAGAACUAUCUGGCCAUGUGGUACUCAUCGUUUGCGCAACAGCAGCAGCAACAAGCGGGAGGACAAGGAGCUCCACCUCCGGGAGCUGCAUGA